CUUAUCCUAAAAAAAGAGAAAAAAGAAAAGAAAGGAUUGUUGUGGUGCUUAAUGCAUUUUUUUGCAAGUUGCGAAAGGGAAAUAGAGUUGAACGCAUGCAGGUGACGUGGCAUCUCCAAACUCACUUCGAUUUACUUACCCAAACACAGACACAACACAACACAAAUUCCUUACUCUCGAUUCGACGCUUCUCUCCUUCCUUCAACGGCGCUUUCCACUGUGGCCACCGGGUGAACCUUUCAAGUUUGUGGACACGCUUUCAUGUACAGAAGCAGCAAUAUUGUGGCUAGGAUUUUUGACCGUCAAAUUUGCACUCCUGCUCCUGGCACUAGUGUUCAUCAUGCUCGGCGAUUCUAUGAAAAUUUGGUACCAAGUUACACAGUAUAUGAGGUUGAGUGCCCAGACCAUUCAUUUCGUAAAUUCACUGAUGAUGGCCAAUACCUUAUAAGUUUCAGCAGAAAUCAUCAGGAGUUGAUUGUUUAUAGGCCUAGAUGGCUUUCUUUUUCAUGCAAAGAUGAAGAUUGUGAUAAACAUGAUUUGCCAUCAAGAGCAAAGAGAUUUGACAGUUUUUUCACCCAAUUAUAUUGUGUACCACUUGCUUCUUGCAAUGAACUUAUAUGUAAAGAUUUCUUUCUUUACAUGGAGAGUAAUCAAUUUGGACUGUUUGCUACUUCAACGGCUCAAAUUCAUGAUGCUCCUGCUGUUGGAGGAGCUGUCCAUGGUGUUCCUUCAAUUGAGAAGAUAACUUUCCACCUCUUGAGACUGGAAGAUGGAGAGAUCUUGGACAAGAAGGUCUUCAGUAAUGACUUCGUUAAUUUAGCCCAUAAUAUGGGUGUCUUCUUGUAUGAUGACCUAUUGGCAAUUGUAUCACUUCGCUAUCAAACUAUACACAUUCUUCAAAUUAGAGACUCUGGGAACCUUGUUGAUGUACGUGCUAUUGGGGAAUUCUGCCGCGAAGAUGAUGAGCUUUUUCUCAAUUCAAAUGCUCAGGGCAUGGCAUUGUCUGACAAAAAUAAACAGCUUCAAUUGCCUGGGAACCACAUUGAAAAUCACCUGCAUCAAGGCCAGCCUAAUCUGGGGAAUUCUUUUCUAAGUGGUAUAAAACAGCGAUUGCUUUCAUUCAUAUUCCAGGGACUAUGGAAUGAAGAAAGAGAUGAUACCUUGAGGAUCCAAAGGCUCAGGAAGAAAUUUUACUUCCACUUUCAAGAUUAUGUUGAUUUGAUUAUCUGGAAGGUGCAAUUCUUGGACCGACAACAUUUGCUAAUCAAGUUUGGUAGUGUAGAUGGAGGGCCUCAGGUGUCCCGAAAUGCUGAUCACCACCCAGCUUUUGUUGCUGUAUAUAACAUGGAUACAACUGAAAUUGUAUCAUUUUAUCAGAAUUCACCAGACGAGCUUUAUCUGUUGUUUGAGCAGUUCUGUGACCACUUCCAUGCAACAUCAAGGAAUUCAAUGUAUAUGAAUUUCAUAUCUUCUCAUUCAAAUAAUAUCCAUGCACUGGAACAGCUCCGGAGCAUUAAAGAUAAGGCAAGCAGCUCUGCACAGUUUGUGAAGAAGAUGCUUGCCUCUUUGCCCUUCAGCUGUCAGUCACAGAGUCCUUCUCCUUACUUCGACCAAUCUCUUUUCCGGUUUGAUGAUAAGCUGAUUUCUGCAACUGAUCGACAUAGGCAAUCAACUGACCAUCCAAUCAAGUUUAUUUUAAGGAGGCAUCCGUAUUCUCUCAAAUUUAAGAUCAAACCAGGUCCUGAAGCUGGUAGUAUGGAUGGUCGUGCAAAAAAGAUCUCGUCGUUUCUUUUUCAUCCAAUUUUGCCCCUUGCUCUCUCUGUUCAACAGACUUUGUUCUUGCAGCCUUCAGUUGUAAAUAUUCACUUUCGAAGAUGAGCGUAGAUUUAUAGAUUACAAAUGAGAGUAGAUUUACAUUUACUUGUCUUCCACUGUUACCGUCUUUACUGAAUCAAGAGGAUGUAUAUUCAGUCGGUACUUGCAAGCCAAAAUGUAUGUCAAUCAGAUUCUAACGAUUGCUGUGACAAUCGACGCUCUUCUAAAUUUUGGUCAUUUUAUUUUAUUUUAAAAUUUUAAACUAAUCACCGAAAUUUUUAUCAUUUAAAAAAUAUUGGAAAAGUAUUAUUUGCAACA
Molecule: messenger RNA, 2133 nt
Organism: Glycine soja
Lineage: Eukaryota; Viridiplantae; Streptophyta; Magnoliopsida; Fabales; Fabaceae
Product: light-mediated development protein DET1-like
Exons: 12
Coding region: 262-1878 (538 amino acids)
Biological process (GO): positive regulation of proteasomal ubiquitin-dependent protein catabolic process; protein ubiquitination; carbohydrate metabolic process
Cellular component (GO): cullin-RING ubiquitin ligase complex; nucleus
Molecular function (GO): ubiquitin-like ligase-substrate adaptor activity; ubiquitin protein ligase binding
Source: RefSeq, a predicted model, not a curated record